UGGCGGCGAGGGGCGGCAUGAAGGAGGCGCUGGAGCUGCUGGGGAGGGUCCCCGGACACCCCGAUUCGCGGUGCUGGUUCCUGGCCUGGAGCCCCGGCGGGGGGUUGUUGGCGUCGUGCGGAGGGGACCGGGUGAUCCGGCUGUGGGGGCGGGAAGGCACGGGCUGGUCGUGCCGGGCGGUGCUGGGCGAGGGGCACCAGCGCACGGUGCGCAGGGUGGCCUGGUCGCCCUGCGGCUCCUUCCUGGCCUCCGCCAGCUUCGACGCCACCACCUGCAUCUGGAAGAGGCAAGAGGAUGGGUUUGAGUGCGUCACCACGCUGGAGGGACACGAGAACGAGGUGAAGUCGGUGGCCUGGGCGCCCUCGGGCACGCUGCUCGCCACCUGCAGCCGCGACAAGAGCGUCUGGGUCUGGGAAGUGGAUGAGGAGGAGGAGUAUGAGUGCGUCAGCGUCCUCAACUCCCACACGCAGGACGUCAAGCACGUGGUCUGGCACCCCAACCAGGAGCUCCUGGCCUCGGCCAGCUACGACGACACGGUGAAGCUGUACCAGGAGGAGGAGGACGACUGGGUGUGCUGCGCCACGCUGGAGGGACACGAGUCCACCGUGUGGAGCGUGGCCUUCGACCGCAGCGGCGAGCGCCUGGCGUCCUGCAGCGAUGACAAAACCGUGCGCAUCUGGCGCCGCUACGAGCCGGGCAACGAGGAAGGUGUGAGCUGCAUUGGCAACGACCCCACCUGGAAAUGCGUCUGCACCCUCUCCGGUUACCACUCCAGAACCAUCUACGACGUGUCCUGGUGCCACCUCACUGGGGCUCUGGCCACGGCCUGCGGGGACGACGCCAUCCGCGUGUUCGAGGAGAGCACAUCCUCCAACCCGCACCAGCCCACCUUCGCGCUGGCCGCCCACGUCCCCCGUGCGCACUCGCAGGACGUCAACUGCGUCGCCUGGAACCCCAAGGAGCCGGGGCUGCUGGCGUCGUGCAGCGACGACGGCGAGAUCGCCUUCUGGAAGUACCAGCGCCCCGAAAUCUGCUGAGUGCUUUCAGUCCAACCUUUCUACCUCCUCCUCGCCAUGGGUUGGACUUUUUGGCACCCCCAGGGAUGCAGCAGGACCCAGAUGGCUCUGGGGACAUGGCGGGACUUGCUCCCAGCUCCUUCUACCCCACGCUCAAUAAAUUUGUGUUACCCUGUCUAAAA
This is a messenger RNA of Columba livia (rock pigeon), 1198 nucleotides long. It is a transcript of the gene CIAO1, whose product is annotated as cytosolic iron-sulfur assembly component 1. Bases 18 to 1037 code for a protein of 339 amino acids. The transcript has 7 exons. Lineage: Eukaryota; Metazoa; Chordata; Aves; Columbiformes; Columbidae. Gene Ontology annotation, biological process: iron-sulfur cluster assembly. The record is from RefSeq and is a predicted model, not a curated record. Gene Ontology annotation, cellular component: cytosolic [4Fe-4S] assembly targeting complex. Gene Ontology annotation, molecular function: protein binding.